AUGGAUGCAGAAGAGGUGGCGGCCGAGUGCGGCACUUUCGGAAAUCGUUGCAGGGACUUCCGCGCAGGCGCGCUGAACGAAAAGUUCCUUCUAAAGAUGGCUGCGACGGGGACUUUGCGGAGCGUGCGGAGGACUUUCUGCGCCGCUCAUUCCUCUUGGACUUCCAGGGGUUUGGCUACUGUCAUUCCCAAGGUCUCCCAAGUAGAUAAUUCUUCCGAUUUCCUGGGCAAAGUUCCACACCGCAAGCAUCCAGGCAUCUGCAACCUCAAAACUGUCAAGCUUCCACCUGAAUUGGUAAAAGCGGCUUGCUCUCUGGUAGCUGAAUCCUCUGUGCGCAAUCUGGAGAACAAAUCGAAGGCUUUCAUCAACUACUUGUGGAGCCGCAAGCGCCCCCUGGAGGCAGCAGACUUGUGCAGGAAGGCACAAGAAUUGGAGCAGAAGCUCAGGGGGACCAGGAUGGCAGCCCCUCAGGAAGGUGAACUGACCAGCCUGGAUGAAGAAGAUGAGACAAAGCUUCAGAGAAUGGUCUUGAAAGCCCUCCGUAGAACAUCUUACCACUGGGAGGCACUAGAAUACACCAACGAGCUCAGCUUCGUAUACAUGGUAGCCCGAAUGGAUGGAGUGUUUGCUGCAGUUUGCCGAGCUUUCCAUGAGAUCCAGAAGAGAGUCCCAGAAUUCCAGCCAAGCACCCUGUUAGAUUUUGGCUCAGGGACCGGAGCUGUCAGCUGGGCAGCACACAGCAUGUGGGGAAAGACUCUCAAGGAAUACAUGAACAUCGACAGCUCGGCGCCAAUGUUGGCCUUGGCGGAGAAGCUCAUGAAAGGGUUAUCUGAGGAUCAGAAUUUACACUUUCCUGGUGUCUAUUUCCGGCAGUUCCUCCCUGUUUCACCAAAGGUGAAAUUUGAUCUUGUGGUGUCUGCGUUCUCGCUCAAUGAACUCACGAGUUACUCUCACAGAGUAGAGACAGUGCAGGCGCUUUGGCGAAAGACAGACGGCUUUCUGGUUCUGGUUGAAAAUGGAACCAAGGAAGGCCAUCAGAUGCUCAUGGAGGCCCGAGAUGUUGUCCUGAAGGGGAUGGAUAAAGUAGUUCACGAUCCCCGAGAAGCUCGUGUUUUUGCUCCGUGUCCUCAUCAUUUGCCCUGCCCUCGCUUGUCACGCGACCAUCCCGUGCCAUGUAACUUCGUCCAGAUGUACCGCCCAUUGCCCUUCAGUUGGAAUCCACCGCAGAAAGAAGAGAAGUUUUUCUACCUGAUCGUACGCCGAGGAACAGGGGAGUCAGAGGAGGCCUGGCCGCGAAUUACUCAGUCGGUCCUGUGCCGCCCUCGCCACGUCCACCUCCACCUGUGCUGUGCUGACGGCCACCUCCAGCACUGCGUGAUCACCUCUCGGAGGCACGGCAGGGAUCUUUACCGCUGUGCCCGGACCAGCUCCUGGGGGGACCGCUUCCCUGUCUCGAACCCAGAGAGCCAGCUGCCCUUGGAAGCCGAGGCAGCCUGCGAGGGUGAGGACAGGGAUGAGAACGAGAACCAGCACUGAUGGAGCGCCUUCCAGUGAGCUCCACGGCCUCUCCGUGACAUGUUGUGCCAGCGCUCCAGAAUGAACUAACUGCGGCCCUUUCUUCAGACCUCUUGGCUGGGAAAUCACUGUGUGGCCUUGAGCACCAGGUUUCGCCAUUGUGCGAACCACUUUGCAUGGAUGCUGUUGAAUGCCUUGAGCCAGCCUCUUCUCCUUCCAGAAGCACUGUGAUUAAUGGUGUGUUGUUUCCCCUUGGCCUGACAUGGCCAAGUGUAGCAGCAUCCUCUAAAGUAUUGCUAACUGGACACUGUAAAGUCCCUGACCUGGGGGCAAAAGCCAGUCUCCCGGGGUUAAAGUCACAGACGUGUCCACCAGAGGACCUACUGGUGUUCAGACUACCUGGAGGGCUGCAAAAGGCUGCUUGGUAUCUUUUGUGGGAGAUCAUUUAACUCAGAUGAACUGCCCCUCCCCUGUACUUGGCAAUCAGAUUGGAUCAAGAAUGGAAAAGGAGUGUUCUCCCACUCUUCCUUUUGAUGUUAAUUUAAGGGUGAAGUCAAAUUCCAAACUGGAUUAGCGUGUACAGCCUGAAACUGGGAGGUUGGUAGAACAUGUCUAGUUUUUGUCCAAGGUGAAAGGGUUUGUGUUCCCAUGCAAGCUCAGUCCCAGUGCUGGAAGAGAAGUUGUAUGAGGUGCAGGAGCUCAGAUUCCGUUCCUAGCUUUGGAGUGAGGAAACAGACUUGUAAGAUUGCACAAUUCUUGGCACAUGCAAAUGUCUACAAUUCAUGGGUUUGGAGAUAUAUAUUGAUACCUUGAGAGGAAUCUUGUACUCUCAGUAGAUCGUUCUGAUGAAUGAUGAAUUCUGCAUCCAAAAAAUACCCAUCUGGGCAAUUCAAGCACCUCUCAACCAGAAUUGGUCAUCUUUCCAUGCUGCUUGAUUCAACCAGGUUCUUGGAACUUCUGAUUGCAGGUGGACCAGAAAAACAUGCAAUCCAUUAUCUAGAUUGCUUUGGGAAUCGCUUUUCCAGAAGCUUUGGAAUGAGAGAGCCUGGGCUUUUUGUACAGGGUGCCUAGGAUUGCAGCCAAACCAUCAUUCUCAAGACGCUGGUGCAGUUUGUAUGAUGCAUUGGACUCACCGUGGGUUGUAUAAUCCUUGAUGUGCCAAGGGGUGCACUAGGUACCAUUCUAAAUAUGCAAUCCCCAAUCGGGUUGCUAAAAGCCGUGGAUCUCUGGCAGGUUUUUUAAUGCUGGAACAAACUGGUUUGGCUGAGUUUGCAUGAGGCUAGAACCUUCAAAUCAAGCAUAUUCCAAAUGGCGUAGGCUGUGGCUUAAUGGGGGUAAAACAAUCCACCAUGAGCCUAGCUUGUCCUGCAAACUCGUUUCUCUUGGGUGUACUUGCUGCAUGCCCUGGAGCAGCCUCAUCCAAAAAUUGCAGAGCCUGAGGGAGCCAUCCAAGGCCUUGAAGCUGCUUCCCACAAAGUGUGUCUGCCUGGGUUUUACCACUGCCUAUGAAACUCAAAUACUUUGGCCACCUAAUGAGAAGGAAGGACUCACUGGAGAAGACCCUGAUGCUGGGAACAAUUGAGGGCAAAAGAAGAAGGGGAUGGUAGAGGAUGAGGUGGUUAGAUGGAGUCAUUGGGGCAGUGGGUCUGAGCUUGGGUGGACUCCGAGGGAUGGUGAAGGACAGGAGAGCAGUGACUAGAUCUCUUACAACCAUGACCCUCAGAAGCUUCUGAGGGUGAUGGGAGCAGAAAUGGAUGGAUUCGGGAGGAAAUGCAACAGUGUCAAAAUCACUUAACAGGACAGGGUAUCAAAGGAUGUAACUUUAGUGGCCUGAAAAAUUGUAUGGAUUUCUGCUGCCCUCAGGUUUUACCACUCAGAGCAGCCACAAUUCGGCUUAAAAACACAUUAAAAUGGAGAGUCUGCCUAAUGGUUCUUUGCCAUUACAUUCAGGAAUUUAGAGUUCAGCUAUAGAUUUUGCCAGCCACUUGGCCCAGUGCUCUAGUGUUCUGCAGGGGCACUUCUGCUAUCUGGACGCAGACCUGGCUGCUCAUGUGUGGAUCCUAGUCCCCCACCAGGAACUGGAAUGGUUGCACAGAGCUGCCCCAUUGUGCCAUGUUUUGAGUUGGAUCAGUCCCUGGAACCAGUGGGACUCAAUAGUUUGGUCCUGGCCAAUAAGCAGCAGCUGCAGGAAUGUCCCCUUGUCCUUGCUGAUCUUUUUUGUAGACCAUCCAAAGCAACAAAGUCAUGAAAGAACCUUAGGUACAAAUGAGCUGACUAGAAAGUGAGAUGCUCUGAAAGUGGACCAUUGGCAAAACUAUCGGGACUAGUAUAAGCCUGGUUUACUGGUUUAGUGAGGCCUACUCCUGAGUAAAAUACACAUAGGAUUGUGCUGCAACAUGCCAAAACAUUUGUGAGCAUUAAGCAGAGUUUUCCAGUUCUUCACUUUUACUGAGGAGGAAUUGUAGGUUUUGAAAGAAUCCCCUUCACACAGCCGUAAAGCAAAACUUCACCCAAACCAAA
Varanus komodoensis (Komodo dragon) is the source of this 4035-nucleotide messenger RNA. RefSeq names its product methyltransferase like 17 (gene METTL17). The record is from RefSeq and is a predicted model, not a curated record. The transcript is spliced from 15 exons. The coding region runs from base 1 to 1536 and encodes 511 amino acids. Gene Ontology annotation, molecular function: methyltransferase activity; structural constituent of ribosome. Gene Ontology annotation, cellular component: mitochondrial small ribosomal subunit. Lineage: Eukaryota; Metazoa; Chordata; Lepidosauria; Squamata; Varanidae. Gene Ontology annotation, biological process: translation.